CUCAGAAUUACAGGUUAAUGAGGCUCCAGCUGAUCGCCAGGUGCUUCUUAGUCAGUUUCGAAGCCACGGUGUAAGAACACGUCAAGAGCGAACCAUUUCCGGAAACGAAAGUCUCGUUUCUGGACAACGCUAAGAUGCUGAAGAUUCUGAUUCUGUUCGGUGUCCUUGUCUUCACUUCCACUGCCUCCGAACCUAUCGCCGAGGAAUACAGGCCCAAGACACAGCCCACUCAGGAGGUCCUCAAAUACGUGUUGAAGUACGGCCUCGGAGGACAUGAAGGCGUCGGCACAGACAGCAUGACGAGGGCAGGGCUGUGUGAGAAGCCUGAGACACCCUCCUGCGAAGACUUUUUCGGCGACGCUGAUCCCUCCUGCUUCGAAGACAGAACUUCCUGCGAAAUGAAUGAUUUAGGAAAAUGCAAACUGUGGUGGCAAGACAGUUGCAAAUGCGACUUCAUUGAGUGGAAUCGCUGCGGGGAGAGUUCGAAUACAUUCUGCUGCAUUGAAUGCAGAAAUGACAUCUCCUCGGAGUGCACACGUCAAGGAGGCGAGUGCAGGAAAACGUGUGCCAGGUUCCACGAGGCAGUCAACGCCACGUGCACAAGCCCAUCGUGUAGUUGCUGCUCCAAGUGCGAGAGCGUCUCCUGCGAAGAGGCCAAAGACGGCAGCCAGUGCGUCACUUCCGCCUCCUUCUGCCUGCACGGAUACUACGCGGACCCUGACAGCUGCAGCGGCGACUGUGUCUGUUGCAGGCCUUGCUUAGCCAGUCAGGAGUGCAUAGAUAAUCAUGGCUAUCCGGAAAACGUGAAAUUUGAUUGCAAGACCGGAUAUGAAGCCUCUUAUGUCUCCGGUUCUUGCAAGUGUUGCAAACCAGAGGGUCAAGCGCCUUGCCUCAGGAACGGGGAGAGAAAUAUGGGUCCAGCUGACUUCUGCAUCCCUGAGAAAUGUCCUCCGAAUUACUAUGAGUAUCAGACAGGGUGCAGCUCUAACACUGGCGAGGAUUGUCGAUGCUGUGAGGCUGGAGGCUGGCAAAGGUGCCUGAAGGGGAAGACCUGCGCGGAUGAUGACGGAUGCUGCACUUCGUCCGAGUGCCCUUGCUCGGGUUAUCGGAACGUCACGGAAGGUUGCGACAGUCGAGACGAUGUUGCCUGCACUUGCUGCGUGCACGAGUGUAAGCUGACAUCCUAAGAGAUUAUUCCUGAGAUAAAUUCCAGGAACUGCCAUCAUUAUCAUCAGAGCUGAACAGCAUUUUGGAUAGGUUUUGUCGUUUUUCUUUUCCCUCGAUGAAUAUAUACUAAUUGAAACUCAGUGUAAUAAGAAAGCAAAGACCUGAGAUUUUUUUUUAUAAUAACUUUUCUAAUCUUAGAUAAUACAGAUUAUACUUUUGAACUCUAUGCUUUUUGAUUAUGGAAUAUACAUAUUGAUUAUAGAACAUACUUAUACUUUUUUAUCGAUGAUAUUUUUGGCUACAGUUAAAACUUUUUAAAUUAUUGGUUAUACUAUUUGAUAGCGAUUAUUAAAUUAUACUUUUUACAGUUUCCUUUACAACAAAGUAAAAUGCCUGAAAAUUAUUGCAGACUAAAAAGAUUUACGAGUCUUUUGAAAAGAACAUUGCAUAUUUAUUUAAGAUCAUUGUAAUGUUUUUAAAUUCUGUACUUCUAUAACAUGAGAUAUUUCACAUUGGUCCCUUUGUAAGCCAGCAAAGUGAUAUACUUUGGAGCUUGAAUAAAUAAUGUUCACAUUGACAAAAUAA
Penaeus vannamei (Pacific white shrimp) is the source of this 1752-nucleotide messenger RNA. The record is from RefSeq and is a predicted model, not a curated record. Lineage: Eukaryota; Metazoa; Arthropoda; Malacostraca; Decapoda; Penaeidae.